UAAGGGAAGGUAGCUGUUGAUCCUGGUCGGAAAUUGCGUCUCGUCCUGCACGUUGACGCGACCGCUGAUCGGCACUCGCUCUGCGUCUCUGACAACAGGAGGCAAUGCAAACACAAUGAAUCAAUCUCUAGCUGCAUCACGUAUAUUAUAACUGAUCGGACUCACACCAGCUGAGAAAUGGGGUAUUGACGCGGCAAAAUGCGGGGAUGAUCCAGCCUCGUGCGGCCGAACUCAGUCAAUCCCACUUUUGGUGGCGAGUUAUCUAACUCGUGAUCUCAUGGCGUCGAGGAAUAUGAUUACCGGCAUCCAGCCUCCACUUCCGACAGAUCACAUAUCAGAUUGAGAAAUCGCAGGUAUCUCCCGAGGUCUCUGUUCAUGACCAGACGCUAAACUGCAAAUUUCGAGCCAUUGGCAGAUGGUCACCGGUUUUACCCAACUUUCCAAUUAUUCCUUGACGCAAAGCCGCCGUCCAAAUGCCCGAAGCUGCGAACAUUGCUGUCAUUUCGUUUGAUCGCUUCGUCUAUGGGAAUGAUGCAGAUAGGCAAGCAGUCGCCAAGGAAGUCUACGACGCGUUCAGUAGCGUAGGCUGGGUAUAUUUAUCCGAUCACGGUGUCUCGCGCGUCGAUGAAGUUUUCGGUCUUGCGAAGUCCUUCUUUGAUCUUCCUUUACAAGAGAAGUUGAGAUGGCGUCUCACUGAUGCAGAAGUAAACCAAGGCUAUACUGCCGAUGGAGAUGAAGCCAAUGGGGGUGUGGACCACAAAGAGUGCUACGAGCAUCGACGCUUUGCCAAUCCUCUAUGCCCUUCAUCGAGCGAGCUGCCGGGGUUCAAGGACACUCUGGACGAUUUCUACGGCGAGUGUCUUACCCUCGCACUCAAUGUGCUAAAAUGUCUCGCCAUGGCCAUGGAUCUAGGCGAAACUUUCUUCGACAACAUCACGAAGAAAGCAGACCCGCAGCUACGUCUCAUUCAUUACCCAUCCAUCGAGCGCAAUAUAAUUGAGCAAGAGGGCCACGCGAGGAUCAUCCCUCACACAGACUUUGGUUUGUGCACGCUGCUAUUCCAAGACAAUGUGGGCGGGCUCGAGGUCGAUCCAUUCCACACGGGCGAUUUUAAACCUGCCGUACCUAAGCAAGGAACUGUCUUGAUUAAUAUAGCGGAUCUCUUACAGCGGUUGACUAAUGGCCGCUGUCGCAGCACCAUGCACAGGGUAGUAAGCCCCACUGUUGCUGGCGAUAUCCUUCCGUCGCGGUACUCGAUUCCGUUCUUCAUACAUCCGGAUGCUGACGUUCUCAUCGAUCCUAUCGUAAAGGAAGAGGGAGAGGUGAAGAAGUAUGAGCCAAUUAAUGCGGGUGAGUGGAGAAUUUGGAAUACGAAGAGGAAUUACACGACACUGAAGGAGGGCACUGUGACAGCGUGACAUGUCUUUUUACCCAGUACUAUAACGGCUUUACCAAGAUUGCAAUGAAAGUAGAGAACUCUUGUGUUGCUUUGUCGCUUCUUGGUUGUGUGUUCCGAUCGAUUGUUGGAAUUGUCGCAUUUAGUUGUCAAAAGCUGCGCAUC
Molecule: messenger RNA, 1561 nt
Organism: Paraphaeosphaeria sporulosa
Lineage: Eukaryota; Fungi; Ascomycota; Dothideomycetes; Pleosporales; Didymosphaeriaceae
Product: Clavaminate synthase-like protein
Exons: 2
Coding region: 474-1418 (314 amino acids)
Molecular function (GO): dioxygenase activity
Source: RefSeq, a predicted model, not a curated record